Jaculus jaculus (lesser Egyptian jerboa) is the source of this 1555-nucleotide messenger RNA. RefSeq names its product major facilitator superfamily domain containing 3 (gene Slc33a2). The record is from RefSeq and is a predicted model, not a curated record. The transcript is spliced from 5 exons. Gene Ontology annotation, biological process: transmembrane transport. The coding region runs from base 160 to 1389 and encodes 409 amino acids. Gene Ontology annotation, cellular component: membrane. Lineage: Eukaryota; Metazoa; Chordata; Mammalia; Rodentia; Dipodidae. Gene Ontology annotation, molecular function: transmembrane transporter activity.
CUGGUCCCCGGCUUCGGGACUUCCCGGAUGGCCCACGCGCGGGCGUCCGGACUCCCGCCUGACUAGCUCUCACCCCACUCAAAUGAGCCAGGCCCGGCCCGACCCGACCCGGAGCUGGACCUCCCAGCCCGAGCCGCCUGGGCCCGCCUGACACCGGCCAUGCAUGGUAAACUCUUGCUCCUGGCCGGCCUGUACCUUGUACAGGGACUACCCUAUGGGCUGCAGUCCGGUUUGUUGCCCAUCCUGCUGCGGGCCCGCGGCUUCUCCCUGACGCGUGUGGGCCUGGCCAAAGGGCUGUAUGCGCCAUGGCUGUUGAAGCUGGCGUGGGCACCGCUGGUGGACAGGCGGGGCUCCCCACAGGUUUGGCUGACACUCAGCACAACGGCCCUGGGCCUGGUGUGUGGACUGCUGGCCGCAUUACCUCCCCCACAAGCUGACCAGGCAGGGCUGCCCACCACACUGAUGGGGCUGCUACUACUGCUGAACCUGGGUGCAGCAGUGCAGGACGUGGCCCUGGACACGCUGGCGGUGAAGCUUCUGGAGCCGAGAGAGCUGGGACCUGGCAACACUGUCCAGGUGGUGGCUUAUAAGCUAGGGGCAGCGCUGGCUGGGGGUGGGCUGUUGGUCCUUUUCCCCACUCUCUCUUGGCCACUGCUCUUUCUGCUAUUAGCGGCCACCUACUGGCUGGCUGCUGCCUUGGCAUGGGCAGCCCUGGGACAGCUGCCCUGGCCUCAGGCCUCAGAGCACACCCCACACACAUCACACCUGCAAGGUUUGCUGGAGGUGCCUGGGACCCUCUGGACGGCAGGCUUUCUGCUCAUCUACAAGCUGGGUGAGCAGGGGGCCAGCAGUCUGUUUCCACUCCUCCUGCUGGACCAUGGUACUUCUGUUCCAGACCUGGGACUGUGGAGUGGCUUGGGUGCUGUGGCCUGUUCCAUUGCUGGUUCCUCCUUGGGUGGGACCCUACUGGUUAGGCACUGGCAGCAGCUCUCCCUGUUGAGGUUCGUACUGCAGCUCCGCCUUGGGGGCUUGGCCUGCCAGACUGUCCUGCUUUUUCAUCUGCACACUUCAGGGGCUAGCCUGGAUGCGGACACAGUCCUGAGAGGGGCAGCUUUGCUGAGUCUGUGCCUGCAGCAUUUCCUGGGGGGCCUGGUAACCACUGCCACUUUCACUGUCAUGAUGCACUGUAGCCAGCUGGCACCCAAAGCCCUGCAGGCCACACAUUAUAGCCUCUUGGCCACUCUGGAACUGUUGGGCAAGCUGCUACCGGGCACCCUGGCUGGAGUAAUGGCAGAUAGUCUGGGCCCACAUCCUUGUUUUGCUAUCUUCCUCAUACUCUCAGCCCUGCCUCUGCUGGACCUGGGCCUGGCACCCAGUCUCCUCGCCUGAGGUGGGAGACUGUCAAAGCCAGGAGGGCUAUGGCCUGCAUGCCUGGAGCACAGGAGGUGCAAGGAUCCUCAGGCUGAGAGUGGUCACCAAAAGAGGGUCUUAAAACACUGACUUCAAGCAUUUUUAUUCUGCAUUUCAGAAAAUAAACCUGUGGUUGAUGGCUUUA